This is a messenger RNA of Botrytis deweyae, 1851 nucleotides long. RefSeq lists its product as uncharacterized. Gene Ontology annotation, biological process: centrosome localization; vesicle transport along microtubule; cell migration. The transcript is spliced from 2 exons. Gene Ontology annotation, cellular component: centrosome; kinetochore; kinesin complex. Gene Ontology annotation, molecular function: microtubule binding. The coding region runs from base 1 to 1851 and encodes 616 amino acids. NCBI's taxonomy places the organism in Eukaryota, Fungi, Ascomycota, Leotiomycetes, Helotiales, Sclerotiniaceae. The record is from RefSeq and is a predicted model, not a curated record.
AUGUCGGAAUUACCAUCCUCCCCACCUUCGGAUCCGGUAGAUGCGAUCGCAUACUACAAAUUGCAGUACGAGCAAUUGGAGAAUGAAUUGACGGAAUUCCAGGCGAGUUCGCAGGAGUUGGAAGCAGAGUUAGAGAAGGAUGUCGAAGCUGCGGAAAGAAGGGAAAGGUUAUUGCAGGAAAAGGUAGAGAGUUUGGGAUUCGAAGUGGAAGAAUGGAAGAAGAAAUAUAAACAAUCCAAGAAUGAAGCGAAUGCCGCGCAGACUACUCUACAGAAGGAGAUCACUUCUCUGCGCGAUGCGAAUCGAACCAUGCAACUCCAACUUCGAGACAUUGAAGUUCAACAUGACGAUAUCGAGCGGCAAGCGCGAAAUACCUUCUCAUCCUUGGAAGAUAUGGAAUCAAAAUUUAAUAUGUCUAUUGAACGAGGGGUGAUGAUGGAAGAAGAAAUCAAGAUUGGCGAAAAGGAAAGAGAACAACUCCGGAUCGAGACACAACGUUUGAGAGAUGAGUUGUCGGACCUGAAAGUUGAGGCAGAUAUCAUGCAAGACAAGCUACGAAAACGACAAUUUCCAUCAAUCACAACGGAUUAUACUGCGCCAAGUACUCCCUCGUUUGAGCCCUUUGGAACAUCUCCUAGAUCCACAGCUUCUUCUCCAAUCAUCAACACUCCACCAGAUACCAAAUCUAUCUCAACGACAGAUACCAUUUCCGAAACCCCUACCCCUCCAUCUCCGCCCAUGUCAGAAGCAUCGGCGACUGCAAGACACGGACUGACCACAUCGAUGAACCCACCCCAAAGCAAUCUAAAACUACCAGCUGCGAAUGCAAGCUCGACGUCUAAACAAGGCCUAUCUCGUUACGUGUCUGGCACAGUUCGUAGUUCACGAGGCACCACACCGAACGGCAAUUCGAAAGCAAGAAGUGCGACACCAGCGGUGAUUCGCCAGACAAGACAAAAAGCACCACCUACACGCGGUUUGCCGAACUCAACCUCCCUAAGUCAUAUCAGAAGUUUGACGGCGCAAAUGCAAAGAUUAGAACAAAGAGUGCAGUCUGCGAGAUCAAAACUACCCGCGCCGGUCACUACUCCACCUCAUACUAUACCGAGAACAAUAUCAGCUAUGGGUCAAAAUUACUUGCCACCAAGUGGUACAAUAAGAGGUAGGAAGAGAACUACGGGUAGUACUGCAAGCGCGAGCACUACAUCAUCUAUGACUGGAGAUGAACCUUCAGUAAAGCACCUCCCUCGAGUCUCUGUAUCCGGAAUCAGCAGGCUUUCUUUUGGACCAGUUGCAAAUAGAGAUGGGAACGAUAGCAGUCAACAUAGUAGUAGACCACCCAGUCGACCAGGUAGUCGUGCCAGUGGAUCACUCUAUGAACGCCCACCAAGUCGAUCGACUCUCAGUCGCCCAGGCGCUAAGACGCCAGUAUCAUCUUACGCACAGUCGCAAAUUGUGGAUUCGAGAAGGGCGAAGAGUAGUAUGGGUGGAAACUACGGGGAUAGGCACGGAGAUGGAAGACCUCAUACGCACUCACAGAGCGUCUCAUAUAUUGGCUACGGCGUGGACGAGAAUCGGGAAUCUACCUACACGACACCAGUUCGUAGGGGAACUGUGCAUGAGAGUUCGGGUGGCACACCACUAUCUUCACUUCCUCGAAGGAAAAGCGGUGGACAAUCAUUAUCGAUGUCGGGCCUACCUAUGCCUAGGAGAACAAGCACAAGUCAAGGAUUUCGUGAGGAGGAUGAAAGGAUGAUUAUUAAUCCUAGACAACCAGCGGGACUCAAUAGAACUCCCACGGCACCAACAGGAAGACAAAGGAAAUUGAGUGGAGUAGGAGAAUGUUAUUAA